Molecule: messenger RNA, 927 nt
Organism: Rhagoletis zephyria (snowberry fruit fly)
Lineage: Eukaryota; Metazoa; Arthropoda; Insecta; Diptera; Tephritidae
Source: RefSeq, a predicted model, not a curated record
AUGGCUGAUUCGGGCUGCAACUGCAUCUCCCUGGCCGUCUCCGGCCUGGCCAUCGGCCUCACCACCUACUUCCUCUACGCCCUCUACACCAAAAAGUUCUGCACGAAGGGGCCGCCGAAGCUGCUGGAGAACAAUCAGGAGAAGUACGCCGUGCCCCUCAUCGAGAAGGAGAUCAUCUCCCACGACACUCGCCGCUUCCGCUUCGGCCUGCCCUCCGCCGACCACGUCCUCGGCCUGCCUACCGGCCAGCACAUCAGCACCUCGACGACUCUAGAUGGAAAGCUGGUCGCUCGCUCCUACACGCCGGUCUCUAGCGACGACGACCACGGCCACUUUGACCUGGUGGUGAAGGUGUACUUCGCCAAUGUGCACCCGAACUUCCCCAAAGGCGGGCAGAUGUCGCAGUUUCUCGAACAGAUGGCCAUCGGCGACACCAUCAACGUCCGCGGCCCGAACGGCAACCUGAUCUACAAGGGCCAGGGCAAGUUUGGCGUUCGCAGCAGCGCCAAGUUGCCACACGAGGUGAAGCAGUACUCCAAGGUGGGCAUGAUCGCCGGCGGCACGGGCAUCACCCCCAUGCUGCAGAUCAUCCGCCAGGUCUUCAAGGACGAAAAUGACGGCACGCAGAUCUGGCUGCUGUACGCCAACCAAACUGAGGCGGACAUUCUCCUGCGCAAGGAGCUGGAGGAGGUGAAGGAGAAGCACUCGGAGCGCUUCCAGCUCUGGUACACACUGGACCGACCGCCCACCGAGGGAUGGAACUACAGCAGCGGCUUCAUCAACGCCGAGAUGGUGGAGAAGCACCUGCCGCCACCGGGCCCCGAUACGCUGAUUCUCAUGUGCGGCCCGCCGCCGAUGAUCAAGCACGCCUGUCUGCCCAAUCUGGAGAAGCUGGGCCAUGCGGAGGCGAACCGAUUCGCCUACUGA